Sorex araneus (European shrew) is the source of this 1563-nucleotide messenger RNA. RefSeq names its product F-box only protein 6. Gene Ontology annotation, molecular function: ubiquitin protein ligase activity; protein binding. Bases 614 to 1408 code for a protein of 264 amino acids. The transcript has 7 exons. Gene Ontology annotation, cellular component: endoplasmic reticulum quality control compartment; cytoplasm; SCF ubiquitin ligase complex. The record is from RefSeq and is a predicted model, not a curated record. Gene Ontology annotation, biological process: glycoprotein catabolic process; SCF-dependent proteasomal ubiquitin-dependent protein catabolic process. NCBI's taxonomy places the organism in Eukaryota, Metazoa, Chordata, Mammalia, Eulipotyphla, Soricidae.
AGGUGGAGAGGGGCUGGCACCCCAGAAUGGGGGCCGACCCCGGUCCGGUCCAGCAUCCUGGGGCUCGGGCCGGCCCCGGAUGGAAGGUGCCCAGGCUGGGGAGCAGCUCUGCGCCCUCGCGCUUCCACCCGGCGUCUCUGCCAAGAGCCUGAAGACACCGGGCGAAGUCGCAGGCCCGCACGCGCCCGGCCGCAAGGCCAGAACGCGCCCCGCUUUCUGCGGAGGACGCGCAGGGUGGCCGGGCCGAGGGUCUGGCCGAGCCCUGGGGCAGGUGGGAGCCGCCCCUCAGGCCCGGGUCAGCGGGGAGGGGCCGCAGCCGGGGCGGGGACCGGGCCCACUUCCGCCCCGGCUGCUCCAGAACCAGAAAUGAAGCUUAGGAGCGGCCGGCGCCUGGGCCUGCGCGUCCGCCGCCGUCCGCGCGGGAGCCCGAGUUCCAGCAAGCAGGGCCCGAAGGGCAAAGGGACAGUUUCGCACAGAGGAACAGUGACAGCAGAGGCCAGAGAGACGCUGCCGCGGGCAGGGCUCUGGCCUUGCAUGCGGCCCAUCCUGGCUCGAUUCCUGCACCCCGUGUAGACCCUGAGCACAGGCCCGCGUGUUCUCCCGGCGCCCCGCCAUGGCCCAGGUGAACAUCAACAAGCUGCCGGAGAACAUCCUGCUGGAGGUGUUCACGCACGUGCCGGCCCGCCAGCUGCUGCUGCGCUGCCGGCCCGUCUGCAGCAGCUGGCGCGACCUCAUCGACGAGGUGACCCUGUGGAAGCGCAAGUGCCUGCGAGAGGGCUACGUCGUCAAGGAGGGCGACCAGCCCGUGACGGACUGGAAGGUCUUCUACUUCCUGUCCACCCUCCACCGGAAUCUCAUCAGCAACCCGUGCGCGGAAGAGGGGCUGGCGUCCUGGCAGAUCAACAUCAAUGGCGGUGACAAGUGGAAGGUGGAGACGCUGCCCGAGGAUGCAUUUCCCAACAACCAAGUCAAGAAGUUCUUCGUCACAUCCUAUCAGCUGUGCCUCAAGUCGCAGCUGGUGGACCUCAGAGCCAUGGGCUACUGGGAGGAGCUGCUGGACCAGUACCGGCCGGACAUUGUGGUGAAGGACUGGUUCGCGCCCCGAGCAGACUGCGGCUGCACCUACAGGCUGUGGGUGCACCUGACCUCGGCCGAAAACCUCACCCUGGCCUCCUUCGAGCACCCACCCGUCACCAUCCACCAGUGGAACGACGCCAAGUGGACAGAGGUCUCGCACACCUUCUCGGAUUACCCGCCCGGCGUGCGCCAUGUUCUCUUCCUGCACGGGGGCCGGGACACCCAGUUCUGGGCGGGCUGGUACGGGCCCCGCGUCACCAACAGCAGCGUCACCGUCAGCCCCAGGAAGGCCCUGAACCCGGCCCCGGAGGACAGUGCCCGCCCUGUCUGAGCUGCACAGACCUGCCGGGCGGCCCGUCCUCCGGCAGAGGUUCUGUCCUGUCCCCACGGGGGGCCCUGCCCGCGGCAGGCCAGUGCUCCGUGGUGCCCUGUUGCCCCUCCCGUGCCGACGUUUUGCUGCAAUAAAUAUUUUCACUAGAAACUGCC